This is a messenger RNA of Cavia porcellus (domestic guinea pig), 4617 nucleotides long. RefSeq names its product mitogen-activated protein kinase kinase kinase 15 (gene Map3k15). The coding region runs from base 186 to 4205 and encodes 1339 amino acids. The transcript is spliced from 29 exons. The record is from RefSeq and is a predicted model, not a curated record. Gene Ontology annotation, molecular function: MAP kinase kinase kinase activity; ATP binding. Gene Ontology annotation, biological process: cellular response to stress; MAPK cascade; protein phosphorylation. Lineage: Eukaryota; Metazoa; Chordata; Mammalia; Rodentia; Caviidae.
CAGUUGUGAGGGUUUCAGUCAGCCAUUGAGGGCUGGCUGUUAGUGGUUGAGUGCCUCACCUCAAGCGUCCUAGCGCCAGGGAAGGUGCUGGGUCGCAGACUGCCUCAACUUGUGGCCCCGCUGGUCACAACCUCCAGUCUCUCCUGCUGAGGUGAAACCAAGAAAGGUUUCGCCCCGUCUGUCACAUGGAAGGCGACAGAGGGAGCGGCUGGGCGUGGGCGCUCACACCAGUGCCUGCGGCUCCUCAGGGCCCAUGGGACUUGAGUGGUGAGGGUGUGGAGGCGGCAGGGUUGGUGGAACCUGGCGGGGCUGUGGCGAACGCCCAGACGACAUCCUAUGGCAGCGAGGGCGAGGGAGCAGGUGGGGUCGGGCCGCGGCAGGCUCUUCGGGCUGUAUAUGUGCACCACCAGUGCUCUCAGAGCGGCGAGGCCCACGGCCAAGAGGGAGUGCUACAGUACCUGCAUAGGGCCUGUGAGGCCGAGGGCGCCCGUCUCUUCUCCGUGCCCUUUGAGGAGCUCGACUUCGGGAAGACCUCUGCUCUUGACACCUUCUACUGUGCAGAUAUUGCCAUUGUGAACAUGAGUGACAUUUCCACACAGCCUUCUCUCUUCUACCAUCUUGGAGUCCGUGAAAGCUUUGACAUCGUUAAUAAUGUGAUCCUCUACCAUGAUACUGAUAGUAACAUUACUCUGUCAUUGAAGGAUAUAGUAAUUCAAAAACACAUAGUAUGUAGUGGAAAUUAUUACUUCAUCCCCUACAUUGUGACACCAUCUGCUGAAUACCUUUGCUGUGAGACUGAUGCCCAGUGGCAAGCCACGGAGUACAUGCAGCCCAACGGGGAGUAUUUCUUGGCCCCAGUGUGCAUAUCACUGGUGGACAAGUUCAUUAACCUCAUCAGGAACAUCCAUGUGACUUCACGUGCUUCUCACAAAGAAAACUUGUUAAAUGACAUCCGCAAAGCCAGAAUGAAAUACCAGGGCAAUGAACUGGCGAAGGAGCUGGGUAUGAUCAAACUUCGCAUGGAUAACAUUGAGGUUAUGACUUCAGAUGUCAUCAUUAAUUUACUUCUGUCUUACCGUGAUAUCCAGGACUAUGAUGCAAUGGUCAAGUUGGUAGAAACACUGGAGAUGCUGCCUAUGUGUGAUGUGGCUUACCAGCAUAAUAUUAAAUUCUACUAUGCAUUUGCAAUGAAUAGGAGAAACAGCAUAGGUGACCGUGAGAGGGCACUUCAUGUCCUGCUCCACGUUCUGCAGACCUGCGAGCAACCAGCCCCUGACAUGCUUUGUCUAUGUGGGAGGAUCUACAAGGAUAUCUUUCUGGAUUCAGAAUAUGAAGAUGAUAUCAGCCGAGACAAGGCCAUUGCAUGGUAUUACAGAGGAUUUCACCUCCAGCCAUCUCUUUAUUCGGGAACCAAUCUUGCAAUUUUGCUGAUACUUGCUGGACAACACUUUGAAACUUCUAUGGAACUACAAAAAAUAGGUACCCAGCUGAACAGUUUGUUGGCAAGAAAAGGGAGCUUGGAGAACAUGAACAAUUACUGGGAUGUGAGUCAGGUCAUCAUCAUCACCAUCCUGGGCAAUAAUAUUGAGAAGGCAAUUCAAGCAGCAGAGAGGUUGUUCAGAAUGAAGCCUCCAGUCUGGUACCUGCGAUCAAUAAUUCAGAACUUGUUCAUAAUUCAGAAUAUUAAGAAAUUUGUUAUUGACUGUUCACCCAAGCGAGAACAAUUUAACUUCUGGUUAGAUAUACUUUUUGAAACAACAAUUGAAGUUACUGAUGGAUUUAGAUUUCCAGUUCUGGUGAUAGAGCCAACUGGUGUCUACCAGCCUUCUUAUGUGUCUAUCAACAGUGAAGCUGAGGAGAGAACAGUGUAUUUAUGUUAUGUCUCACCCACAGAAAUGACACAAACCCAUGAGUGGAAUUUUACAGCCUUUUCUAUCAAGGGACUAAGCAUUUCCAAGACUGAUGGACGGUGCUGUUUUCUUUACAAUAAUUUGGAUGACUUUCAAAUCUGCUUUUCUACAGAAAACCAGAGUAACAGGUUUUACUGUUUCGUCAGAGAGAUGCUUACCGAUUCAGUGGACGCUACAAUGGAGCCGGAGAGGGAGACUAGUGGAGACACAUUUGACUUUGAAUAUGACCAUGAUGCAAAUGGGAAGAGAAUUGUCUUGGGAAAAGGCACCUAUGGAAUUGUGUAUGCUGGCCAAAAACUGAGCAAUCAAGGGCAAAUAGCCAUCAAAGAAAUUCCAGAGAGAGAUAGAAGAUUCUCUCAACCUCUGCUUGAUCAGAUAGUCCUGCACAAGUACCUCAAACACCGCAACAUUGUCCAGUACCUAGGCUCUGUUUCUGAGGGUGGUUUCAUUAAGAUCUUUAUGGAGCAGGUGUCUGGAGAAAGCCUUUCUGCUCUCUUGCAAUACAAAUGGGGGCCGAUGCAGGAGCAUGCUAUCAAGUUUUACACCAAGCAGAUCCUGAAAGGCCUGAAGUAUCUCCAUGAAAACCAGAUAGUACACAGAGACAUAAAGGGUAAUAAUGUUCUGGUAAGCACCUGCAAUAAAGUGGUAAAAAUCUCCGAUUGUGGAACCUUCAGACAUAUUGAAAGAGUGAAUCCAUGCAGGGAUACUUCUACAGACAUUCUACAAUACAUGGCUCCUGAGAUUACUGAUGAAGAACCUGACGGGUAUGGUACUCCAGCUGAUAUCUGGUCCCUGGGCUGCAUCAUCAUAGAAAUGGCCACCAGCAGGCCUCCAAUUCGUGAGCUUGCUGAAACACAGUCAGCAAUGUUCCAAAUGGGACUGUCUAAGAGCCACCCCGAGAUUCCACGAACCCUUUCAUUUAAAGCUAGAGCCUUCAUCUUAUCCUGUUUUGAGCCUAACCCUAGCAGACGGGUCACCGCUGCUGACCUACUCAAAGAGGAUUUCUUAAAGCAGACAAAUAAGGGCAGGAAGAGGAGAACUGCUUUCAGUCCUUCAGAGGAUGUCCAGUGUGUCACUGAUACCCUGACCGCACCCUCACUGAGGGUAUGUACAGGCAGUGGCAGCAGCAGCAGUGAACAUGACUCCAUCUCCCCAGACUCUGAUGCCCAGCAGGACAUAUUCACUGACAAUGCCCACGUAUGCAAUUACCAGCCCAGCCACCUUCUCAGUGUUCCUCAUGAGAGUUCAGCCUUGGAAGACCAGGGUGCAGCCUCUUUCCCAGAUGACAGGGAUCUGGGCAUCUUGUUGCUGAACAAUGACUAUCAACGCCGUGCCCUCCUGUACAAAAUCCUUUGGGAUGAGCAGACCCAGAUGGCUUCCAUCUUGCAGGAGUGUGUGGCCCAGAGUUCACAACAGAUGCAUAUCUCAGAUGCUCACAUUAAGCAAGUAAUUGGAAUCCUGAGGAACUUCAUCUACGCCCCGAACCACAGGAUGAUGGCAUCCAUGAUAUCAAAGCUAAAGAUGGACUUAGACUGUGACAGCAUACGCAUCAGUCAGAUUCACCUGAUACUAUCUGGAUUCCAAGAUGCUGUAAAUAAAAUUUUGAGGAACCACUUAAUUAGUCCUCGAUGGAUAUUUGCAAUGGGCGACAUCCUCCGCAGAGCAGUGCAGGCUGCAGUCACCACUCUUAGCCCAGAGUUCCGAGCCCACUUUGAGCCUGCCUUUGAGAUGCAGGUAGAUAAAGGCAUGGAUAAAAUGAGGGACUGCUCCGUAGCACAAUUGCCUGGUGAAGUACAUGUAACAGCCAGAAGAAGCAGACUUGGUUCCAUGGUUAUGCAAGAGGCCUCACCCCACCAGCUGUACCUGACCAUGCUCAGGGAAGAGGCUGACAGAAUUUUAGGACACCUAGUUCAAAGAGAGAGAGAGUUCCAGAAUCAAAUGUGGCUAUCUCUAGAACAGAAAGCUCAAGAACUGCAUCACCUUCAGGUCCAACAGAGAUGUAAUGGUGACACCUGCUCAGCAAUCCCAGCACCUGCUCAGUCACAGAGCACAGAUGAAGAGCUUACAGCUUGGUUGCAACAGCUACAAGUGGAUGCAGAUACAAUUGAAAAGAUUGUUAAAGAGGGUUAUACUCUUUCUGAUAUUCUUGAUCAUAUCUCUAAGGAAGACCUAAAGAGCCUUCAGUUACGGGGUGGUGUGCUCUGUAGGAUCUGGCAUGCGAUUGUCAAGCACCGAAAACAGGAGGACCAGGAGCCCGCAGAGGAUGCGGAUACACCCGAGGACAAUAUUAACUGACAUGUGUGUGGUUAAAGUUUGUUUCCAUACACAACAAAUUCUGCUGAGUUUAAUUCAAUUAAGAACUUAAUGUUUUAAAGAUUUUGCUUACUGAAAUGUUUUAGUCUGUUUAUAAACAUUUUAAAGAUUUAUAGAAGUAUGUUUAAUAUGAAUAGUGUAUCUUAGAUAUCCCAGCAUAUAUGAAUUUUACUUUCAUGAAAAGUUACCACAUCCUACAUUACUUGAAAAGUGUUUAAAAUGAGGCUGGGUAUCUGUUUUAGAGUGUGCCUUAUUUACUAAUAUAGUACUUAAAUGUGAAAAAGAAAAUGGAUAUGUUUAGUUUAUUAUCUAAUGGGAAUGUAACAAGAUAAUUUUAUGUUUAUGUUGAAUGUAUAAUUGGAGAAAACAAAGUAGUUUGGCCUUUGAAAUCUUU